GAUAUUCGAAAGCGAGCGGAUCGGAGAUACGCUGAAGCUGCCAUACUUGUGCAUGUGUGUGUAAGAUGGGCUGGUUUAGCAAGAAGAAACAAACGGAUGACUGCGGCGGUGGAGACGCGCAUCGGGCGCUGGCCCUGCAGGAUCCACGCACACGUGUUAAUACAACAAGUGCUGCAACGGAGACCACGAAUACGGCCGUGCAGAAUUCAACGAUUUUCGAUAGUAAUAAGCAAACGGUAACUUUUAUGUCCACACGUCAGACGGUGACGCAUACGCAGCAGGCGCGCGUAACGGAAAUGAUAACGCGCCGCACACCUAGCCAGGCAGAGCUUGAGGAGCUGCUAUCGCAACUGCCCAUGAAUGGUGGCAAUCGCGCCAGCCUGACGGGUGUAUCCAUGCGCUCGACGCCCACAGUGCAGACCAACGCGGAAGCCAAGCGCUCCAGCACAGUGAUUAAAACCGAGCAAACGACAGUGUCACAAAAGCAUGGACGCAGCGUGACUCAGCAUGUGGAGACAAAGCGCGUUGUGCUGAGUCCAGGCCAAUCCAAAUUUAAAUAUACAACCACAACUAGCUCAAAGCCAACAGCAGGCUCAGCCUCAAGCGCAGCUUCAAACAAAGACAAGACCUAUGUCUCGCCAUAUGCCAACAAGCCGUUGAGUAUUGGUUAUGUGUCGCCUUAUACCACCAAGACGAGCAGCAGCAGCAGCAGCAGCAGCAGUGCUGGCGUUGGCGGCACCAGCACAAUCUACGCCAAGCCUCAAGUCAGCAGCACAGUCCUUGCCAAACCCUCAGUCAGCAGCUCAGUUCUUACCAAACCGCAAGUCAGCAGCGCCAAUAGCGUCAAGCCAGUUGCCAAGCUCACCAUACCCAAAGCAUUCGUUAGCCUCAAUCCCAGCACAGGUGCUGUGCCCAAGCGCGCGUCCAACAGCACGGAUGCCCAGGGCAGAAACGGCCUAACGAACAUAACGCCAGUGAGCAGUGUUUCCACCAAGACCUUGAAGAAUCUAAAAAAGCUCAAGCCUGCGCUUGUAUAUAUAUUCAAUCAUGAAAAGUUCGAUAAUCAAAAUGAAUUUCGUGAUGGCAGCGCCAAUGAUGUGAAGUCACUUAAAAGCUCCUUCCAAGCGCUCAGGUGCUCUGUGCAGAUAAUUCCCAAUGCCACUUUGUCUGUCGUGAAGAGCACUGUGCGUCAGCUGGAAGUGAAGAACUUUGCAGAGUAUUCCGCCUUGGUGUUGGUCAUACUUAGUCAUGGCCAGCGUUAUGACACCAUAGCUGCGAAGGACGGUGAAUAUAGACUGGAUGAUGAUCUGAUCUUUCCCAUAGUGCGCAAUCGCACAUUGUUAGAUAAACCGAAGAUCCUUUUUGUGCAGGCCUGCAAGGGAUCCAGAGAAAUGGGACAAUUUAAAACGGAUGCUGCACAGCCCCACGGCAGCCCCAGUGAGAUUCUAAAGUGCUACAGCACCUAUGAAGGUUACGUUUCCUAUCGCCUUGAUGAUGGCACACCCUUCAUUCAAACACUUUGUGAGGCCUUAAAGAAUAAGCCACGCACUGACAUUGAGACCAUUAUGACUGAUGUGCGACGUACAGUCAAACAAAUAACCAAGGAUUCCCAAAUACCAUCGGUGACAAGCACUUUGACCCAAAAAUAUACAUUUGGGGAUUAUCUCUAAGCAUUUAAAUACGACUCGUGAU
This is a messenger RNA of Drosophila busckii, 1692 nucleotides long. RefSeq names its product cell death protein 3 (gene Damm). Gene Ontology annotation, cellular component: cytoplasm. Bases 66 to 1670 code for a protein of 534 amino acids. NCBI's taxonomy places the organism in Eukaryota, Metazoa, Arthropoda, Insecta, Diptera, Drosophilidae. The transcript has 4 exons. Gene Ontology annotation, biological process: proteolysis; apoptotic process. The record is from RefSeq and is a predicted model, not a curated record.